Molecule: messenger RNA, 1603 nt
Organism: Saccostrea cuccullata (small rock oyster)
Lineage: Eukaryota; Metazoa; Mollusca; Bivalvia; Ostreida; Ostreidae
Product: zinc finger protein 883-like
Exons: 4
Biological process (GO): signal transduction
Molecular function (GO): zinc ion binding
Source: RefSeq, a predicted model, not a curated record
UCAAACGAAUAUAAAUGGCUUCCCUAUUUUUGUCAACUACAGCCCACGCGACAGAGGUUAUGUUCGUCGUAUCAUGGAAUUGAUGAAGAGCACUUUGGGAUUAAGGAUGUUUGAUCCUGAUGUAGAUCUGGUACCAGGAGAGCCGAUUGUCAGAAAUAUCAUUGAGAAUGGACUCGACAAAACGAAGGCAUCGGUUCUGUUUGUUAGUAAAAACUUUCUCAGAAGUGGACUUUGUCAGUUUAUCUUAGAUAAUGCACUCUGGAUGUACAUGAUUACAAAAGGCAAAUAUCGAGUCAUUCCAAUCGUUCUCGACAAAUGUAAAAUUCCUCGGUGUAUGAGAGUCUUGAAUUGUAUUUAUUGUUGGAAAUAUCAGCAGAAAAUGCGGAAGGAUGACAUAUCGGUAUACGAAUGCCUGAUACAGUUGAUAAAUAGAUUUGUGAAGGCACUAAAAGGUCCUCGUCUAACAUUCCGUAGAAUCCAGCUGAGAGGUGUUAAACCUUACAAUGAUGGAACAAGAAUUCUCCGGCGUCUUCGAAAUAUUAUGAAAAGGGAUCGUAUUCUUGGAGAGAAAAAGGAUUCCAGCCCACUUCUUGGUUUUCUAAGGCUUGUAAAUGUUAUCAAACAUUGUAUACUGACUUGCAAAUAUGGAGAUUGUUCUUUUUCCUGCAGCGGAGAAAACUUCAGAAAACUUGAAAAGCAUCUUCAAGAGUGUUGGUAUUUACCAAUACAAUGUCCAAACAGAAAGUGUCCCUUUACAUCCAGAAGAAAUGUCAUGAAGAAGCAUUUAGAGGAAUGCGAAUUUUCUAUCCAAAAAUGUCCUGUUGAAAAUUGUACAAUUAAGAUGCAGCGACAUAAAAUGGCUUCACAUAUACGUGUGUGUCCAAACAGACUAGUUUCUUGUGAAAACGAAUCCUAUGGAUGUACGGCCGUUGUACCUUUCAAAGACCAUAAGAAACAUCUUUCAGGCUGUCCCUGGGCGCCUCAACAUUGUGAAGAUUGUGGUGGAAUGUACUUACAAAAAGACCAGCAGAGGCAUGAUUGUCCAUUUGCCAUCAAAGAAUGUCCACACUGUGAAAAAUUAUUUGCAAGGAAGGAUUUGUUCAAACAUCUUCAGCUAUGUUUUUCGGAGUGCAAAAGUUGCAACGAAUGUUUUUCAAAAUCAAAGUUAAGGUAUCAUUUAUGUCCCAUAAUCAAAUGCCGAUAUCAGUAUUGUGACUAUAAAGACACACGGUUAAGGGUUGAAAUUCACAUGCUAAAUUGUCAGUAUAGGCCGGUUGAAUGUAAUCGUUGCAAGAAAUUCUUUCCGUGGAAAUCUUUUAAAAUGCACCAAACAGAAUGUGAGAAAAUUAUUGAAUGCAAGGAAUGCGGAAUCCAAAUUUACAGGGAUUCGCAGCUGACACAUGAUCUUAUGAUGUGUACAGCAAAGAGGAAUCGGUAUUCGUGCAGAUUUUGUGAAAGAUUAAUUAAGGAAGGAGUAAUUAAAAACGCUUACCAGUUAGAACAGCAUCAUAAUAUGCACGAUCCUUGGCAACACAAGAAAAUGUUCAAUAAAGAUUCACCGCUUUUACAAAAUGAAGAAUUGAUUGACAAAGAAUCAGCUGAG